GACUUCAACCUCCAUAUCAGAUCGACACCCCCGAGAAUGCCCUCAACGUCUGCGCAACCUCCACGAUCCGGAUUUGCAUGCAGUCUCUGCAUCGCAGAUUCCGUUGCAUAACCUGCGAACUUCUCAGUCGCGCUUUUGGAGUAGCAACACCGCGUCAAGUCCCUCCUCUCACUCACACCAGUUGAAACAUUGAUUGCUCCAAGAAUCAAGGAGAAGGUCGAGUCCGCUAUAAGAGCUAGAGGAAGACAUUAGUACCAUGGACCGCCCGUCAGGACCACUAGGUGCUGCGACUCAGUCCAGUCGUCCGAUGGUAGAGAAUGGAGCCCCUCGACCAGCUCCCCCUAACACCACAGGUCGACGAGUUCCCAACAAUGUACGACAUGAAGCCUCGAGCUCCUCCCUCAAGUCGAAGCCGGAGCCGACUCCGAUAGCAGGGCAACAAACCAUAUCCCUCUUUCAGAAAGCAAUGGAUAAAGCUCGCGAGGAUCACCAGAAGACGGAUACUCAAGCUGCGAAGGCAGCUGGGAUGAUGAUAUCUGGGGUGACUAUCGACUUUAGUCACAAGGGUAUUAUGGACUUUCCUGACGAGGUUAUUGACAUAAUCAAGGAAGAGCUUGAAAGAUUGGCGUUGUCCCACUGUCAUAUCAAGGUAUUCCCACUGAGGCUCAAUGAGUGCUUUCUUCUCCGUUAUCUCAAUGUCCGCGACAACGGAAUCCGAGAAUUUCCCCGACCGAUCCUCGAGCUGAAAUCUCUCGAAAUUCUGGACAUUAGCCGAAAUAAACUCAUAGUUAUCCCUGAUGAGAUUGCCAAGAUGACUUCACUCAAGGUCUUCUCUGUGCAGAAGAACAGACUUGAAGGACUUCCUCUCUGCCUGGCAGACAUGCCUUCGCUUCAAAAGCUAAAGUUGCACGGUAAUCCCUUAAAGUUUCCACCCCAAGAUUUGCUAUACUAUUCAAACAUGUCUCCCGAUGGCACUGGAAUGGACGUUGAACCGAAUGACGAGGAGGAUCUGAUCAUUACAACACGAGUAAAGAGGUACUUGAAACAAAAGAGCGAGCAAAAGGCUACCAGCGAGAGGAAAUCCACGAAUGAUCGUUCCGAGACAGAGUCAGGUGGAGAGGAGUCGAGUGAGGGUGCAGAAACUCCCAGAGGACCAACAGGGCCAAUGGUCAAACGACUUCCGGGUGGUAGAUUUCCCGUCAAAGUCAACGGGACUGAGAUGCCUGACUUGAGAUCGCCUGCCUUCUCCGGGCCUCGACUACCACCGCCAAUACCAUCUCGCUCGCACUACAGAGGCUUGUCUCAGCAGAAUGCUGCUCUUAGACGCCCUGGGGCGGUUCCACUCACUAUCGGCAAUGGCAAUGAGCGUAUUCGCAGCAACAGUGCUAGUAAGGAAGGGUUCGGCAUAGCUUCGCGAGAUUCAAAGGAUCGUGCUGCGGAACGCUCGAGAAGAAUGGGUAUCGUCUCAAGGAGAGCUCAAGAGCUGGAACUGGAAACUGUUGAUGAGACGAGAUCAAAUCGCCACAGCCACUAUCGCGGCCUUAGCCAUGGAUCUGCGAUGACUAUUGGCACCAAUGGAAGUACCAGAAGUCCUGCAAGCCCUGCAGAUUCUGCUUCUCAGAGAUCGAUAUGGGUCAAACGCUUGUCAAGCUUGCCAGAACGGCAGCGAGAAUCGAACUCAAGUGAUCCUAUCAUUGAAGGGGCGAAAUCGAUAUUGUAUGCUUUGAUGCAGAUCCACCCGUUCAUUCAUGACUUUUUAGGCGUUGCUGGAGAGGGACCGGAUAAGCGAAGGAGUAGUCUGAAGAUGGUCUUUUAUAGCGCUAACGCACAGAUUGCAGAAUUGGAUAAGCAGAUUAAGGCAUGGUGCCGAUAUACCGAAGAAGAUGAAGAGAUAGCUCCGCGAUCGAACGAGCACGUUCACAGAGCUUGCGUAGCGUGUCUGACUGCGUACAUGCAUGUUUGCACUCUUCUUCAGAGCAACGCGCAAACCAUCGCGGCCACCCCAAACUCUCCCGAAAUUCGCAGCUUCUUGGUGAACCUUUGGGGUAGCAUAAUCGAAAUUCGCAACGCUACACUAAAUUUUCCCGCGCCCUCUCGAAGUUUUAGAAGAAUUGAAAACACGACAGCGAACUCCGAAAUCUCUCAAAAUCAAGCCAUGGGCCAGUCGAUGAGCAAGGAAAGCGCUCGUGAAGACAGGGCUCGCGCUCAGAAUUCCAGCCAGAUGACGAGUUCGCAGUCAUCCUCCGCUCGAAGUAUCGCUCUCAAAGCUCCCGAAGACAAAGCAAAGACCUCUCUGGACGAAAGCAUGCGCAACCUAUCUAUCGACGAGAGGGGAAGAGCUCCUAUCCAAUUGUCAACAGACCAGAUCCCAACAGUACAAACCAGGGAUAGGUCUGUCACACCUGUACCUCUGCACGAACGACCUGGACUUUAUAUGAAUCCCAAGGCCAAAUUGCCGGACGCCGAGUACCUAGGACAGCUUCGAAUGGAGACAAGUUCAGACCCUCAAUUUGCUGUUCAGCUUCGCUCGGCUCUUUUGAACUCUACUCCACGUUCCGAAGAAUCGUUUACCUCGAACAGCUCUGACAUCAGAACCAUGGGCGGAUCGUUCACGGACCACGAUCAAAUGUUCGAAAAGAUCUAUCUGACGCUGCGUGAUCUUACCAAAAUGAUUGAACAGCUGAUGCCAGACAUGAGAGAUCGCCUCGUGAUUGCACUGAAACUCAACAGCAAGAGUCAAAAUCCAGACAUGACCAACGAAACUUGGCAAAUUAUGAUCAAUCAGUGUGAGAAUGCAUUGAUCGAUGCCGCAUGGUUGAAGCAACGCCUUUCUCAGAUCAAGUUGAAAGAUCCUCCUCCUAGGAACAAUGAGUUCUGGCGCACUUCUUACCGAUUCAUUGGGGGCGUGGUAGACUUGAUGCAAGGGACUCGGAGUGCCAAGCAAACCUCGACUUUGAUGCCCUUCGAAGUUAUCAACAAGUUGUCCGUUAUCCAAAAAGCGUUCAAGCGAGUACUCCAUUUGAUCCAUCUAUCACCGUGGGCCCCGGGCGAUAACUACCCGAAUUCGAAGACCGCACCUUACGCUGUCAACUCGCUCGUACCGCAAGUCCCUCUUCCUAUGACACCUCAAAGCGCUGCUCUUGGUCCCGCCGUACAAGCAACUGUACCUUCAACUCCCCAAAGCGCGACGUUCGGUGGAUCAUAUUCUGGCAAUGGUUACGACCGGGCAGGUACUUUCACAUCCAUGACUGAUUCAAGCGUCAGCUCUCGGAACGGAACCAUGACGGCAGCUUCCGCUUUCAUGCGCGAGAAUGAUGGCUCGGCUACACCUGUGACUGCGCGUUCGACAGACGGCUAUUCGAAUGGUCUCAGAACUACUCAUUAUCAGGGCAAUUCCGGCUUUGUGAACUAUAAUGGCAACAGCAGCGGCAUGAGCGAUGGUACGAUGCAUCCGUCUUCGGUCAUCAGUCCUGCGACUCCGUCUGUACCCAACACCUCGUUCUCGAGAAACUACUUUGGUAGUAACGGCAAUGGCUCCAACGUGUACAACAGCAGGCCCAACAACUAAACCCUGACUUCCGAUCCACCAUCUUUCUGCCUUUUAGCGAUAAGCGUCCUUGACGUUGUUUUUGUAUGUACAUCUGGCUGGCGUUGGCGUUUGGAACUCAUCAAGUGCAUUUCUUGUGGCGUUGGGAUGGACAACGCGUUGCUUUUUUCUGGACAAAGCACCCAAUUUCAAGGGGUAGCAAUCAUUGUGGGAUUAUGGUGUGAAUGAAGGACAAUGGCGUGGGUGACGACAGUAUGGGAGAGGGAAGGAGAUGAGGGGGAUUGUUACUGCGGCUUUCUUUGGCUGCGGGCUUACCUUCACUGUACCGGAACUUGAGGAUCAUGGAACAUAAUCGACGAUAAAUAUGGUGUUUAUGAUAAUGUAAAGUUUAG
Mollisia scopiformis is the source of this 3939-nucleotide messenger RNA. RefSeq lists its product as uncharacterized. The coding region runs from base 257 to 3568 and encodes 1103 amino acids. Lineage: Eukaryota; Fungi; Ascomycota; Leotiomycetes; Helotiales; Mollisiaceae. The transcript has 4 exons. The record is from RefSeq and is a predicted model, not a curated record. Gene Ontology annotation, molecular function: protein binding.